Messenger RNA from Haliotis rufescens (red abalone), 3078 nucleotides. RefSeq lists its product as uncharacterized. Lineage: Eukaryota; Metazoa; Mollusca; Gastropoda; Lepetellida; Haliotidae. The transcript is spliced from 17 exons. Bases 99 to 2570 code for a protein of 823 amino acids. The record is from RefSeq and is a predicted model, not a curated record.
CCCCUGCACUGCAGCGGUCAUUACGACCUGCACCUGUAUUGAAAGUGUCUCAGAUACACACAGAGAAACAUUCUGCGUGGACUACGUCUUUCUAUCGUAUGACCGUUAUUCUCGGUCGAGGUGGAGCACUAAAGACGACAGAGAUGCGACUUACAGCCCAUUUACUUGUGUUGUUCAUCACUGCUGGACUACGUUCAACGUAUGGACAGAGAGACAUAGACGUUGACCACAAUGAGAGGCACAUUAAUGUCUCGGCAAAUAAUAACCACACUUGGGGAUCAGAUUCUGCAUUGCGGUUUACGUCAGCUUAUGAAGACGGCCAUAUUGUCUUGACAAUCACUACUGAGUCCCAACAAACGGGCAACUGUUCAGACAAGAACGCUAUCAUAACAAUCAAAGAAGCCACCGACGCAACAGGGCAGUUUCUUUGUGGUGACGGAGUCUAUGAAAGUCGUGGAAGAGUCGUCACUGCAGUCAUUACCGGAUCGCAGGACGUCCGUAUCUCCUACAUAUUAAGACCUGCACUUUACCAGUGCAAUACCACGUUCCAGGCAUCGCAAGCUACAUCCAUUCUCAGGUCGGCUGACAUCUUCAGGCAGAAUGGUUCCAGCUUGUUCAAAGGAACCUGCCGAUGGACCAUCUAUAGCAGACCAGGGUACAAUGUCCGUGUUCAGCUGUUGGAAUCCAAUAUCACUUCACCUUGCUCUGAAAACAAAAUAAGUGUUGAUAUUGAUGAUCAGGUCACGUUGUCAUGGUGUGGUAAUGAAAGCUCUUCGUACACAUCCUAUCACUCUGAGCUGGUCAUCCGGUUCAACAUGUCCAGCAUCGCUGACGGUCAUGGCUUUACCAUUAAUUAUACCGAAGUACAAGAUUUGAGCCCUGGAUUCAUCAGCAAGUGUAGAUCUUCUUUUCCUGCUGCUUACCUGCCCAGAACACUCACUUUUAACUUAAACGUCACCUCCGACCAGAAUUCACGAGAAGAUAAAGAAGGCGAAAGACAGUGUUACCUGCUGCUCACCACAUAUGAUUCCCAUGUGUUGGUAACAGUUCUGCAAUCGUCGCUGCCUUCUACCUGCUCUAACGAUACAGUUCAAGUUGUCGAAGGACCUUACCUGCGAACAUCCUGGUGCGAGCACUCAACACCCUCCGUUCAGUCAAUGGGGACCUUUUUGAUGAUCAAGUUCAACGCCAGUAGUGUAACCAGUGGCUCUGUCACUAUACAGUACAGAACAGUUACAAAGUCAUGGAACACAACCCGACCUUGUUACUUAAAUUACAAUUCUGCAAUCAAGAGUAUCUGGUCAUGGUGGUCGUGCCCCAGUUACCUUCCUUCCACGAGCUUGAUGCAGACCUUUACAGUGACAAACAAUGACUUUUUCACUGUGUAUCCAUAUUUUCCAAGAAUGACACGGGAAUGGAGGAUCCAGACAGGCAUUCGCAGAUAUGUGUAUACUGAAAUUGAGACCUAUCCAGGUUUGAGAUGUUCGCAUGGAGUCAUCCAAGUAUAUGAUUGUGAUGAUACCCACAGCUACAGAUACUUAGGUUCUUGGUGUGAUGGUAGGGCCAAUUAUACGUUCAGUUCAAGAUCAUGUAUGGCCGUACUCUUCAACGCUACACACCUCUAUGAAGGGAGCAACGCAAUCUUCUCUUUGAAGUACAAGGAUGUAGAACAGUUGCCUUCUGGAACAACAACUAGACCAUCAACAACCUCGUGGCCGUCGAUGACAAGCUCACCAGCACAACCUGCAUGCAGUGAGGUCACACGCAGUGUCACGUCGGGUGUUCACAGUCGGGUGUUGGUUAUACCUGCACUUGCCAGAGUAACAUGUAGAUGGAGAGUGACGACUUCAGUCCUUGCAGAUUCUGAAAAUCAAAUAGAACUGAACCUGGAAUCCGUGGCCUCAGACAUAACAAGCUCCGACAUGUGUUAUGGCAGGUACCUGGAAGUGUUCGCUGGUCCGUCCUCAAGCUCUCCCUUCUUGGCCAGGUGGUGUGGUCAAUCUAAUGAGACACUGGUCAGCACAGGUCAAGUUAUGUUUCUGGUGUACACUGGUGGUUCUAGUUACCCAAGGCUGCCCUGGUCAGUCCAUUACCAGACCAUAGUUGACGACAGCGUCCCUGAUGCUGCUUCACAGAGAUCAUCCCGCUCCAACAAAACCGGCGCCAUUGUAGGUUCGGUGUUCGGCGUUGUUGUGCUGGUUUUGGCCGCGGCAGGUGCUCUAAUUGCGUGGAGAAUAUACAGUAGAAAGAAAAUGUCACCUUAUCAGAACCAAAUCAUCUGUCACAGUGAAGCGGGGAGUUCUGUAUUUACGGUAACGCCACCAUCUUUCUCCAAUGCUGUUUACGAAGAAGUGAAGUCGCCGGAGAUAGGCAAAGAAGCAGUUAGAGCCCCUUGCAACGUGUAUGACACACCUAACACCAAUGAACAACCCGAGUGCCACCGUAAUCAAUACUUGUCUCUCUAUCAGCCACUUGAUCCCGGGUUUCCCAAGGGUAACGUCGAAGACAAAUCGGCUACCUACAUGUAUGAUAACAAUGUUCGCGGGGGAAAGGGGGAUCCUGAGAUCUAAAUGACUGAAAGGAUAUGCUAACUUCAAUAUUUCCAUAUUUGUCUUUGAAAGGAGGAAUCAAACUUUGUUUUUUACUCAAAACACAUAAAUUUACAGAACAUUCAGCAUUCCCAAUAAACGACUUUGUGUAAAGCCUGAUCAAUUGUUUCCAUGAUUUUCGUGAACAGUUUAUAUAUUAAACAAAAGUCUCCGUGAUCCCUAUUCCUCCCCAAGAAUAUCCGCUAUAAGUUGACCGAAGAUGGAACGGAUCGGACUGGACUUUGAACAUGUGUUUGUGUGUGCGCUUGAACUUAGAAAUAAAUAUUGCUACAAUUAAUUGUGUUUAUUUUGCGAAUGUAUCAGAAAACAAUGUAUUAUUUAAUCAUGAAAUGUGUGAAGUUUUCUCUCGUCCACAACAUUCAGUAGAGGACCGAACAAUGCCUGCCUUUUGAACGUAUUUAUUCAUUAAUUUGCUAUGCAAUGACUUUCAUAAAAAAUAAGGAAUAUAAUGUAAUAAACGUUUUCAAAG